AUGUUGUCAUAUGGUGCUGUCCUGGCAGUGAUGUGCAUAUCGUAUCUUAGUUUUUCCGGCACUUUCUUCGAUAUUCUCUCGGAGAACUUGGAUGGGGUUUGGUCUUCUACAGAACUUUUAGAAGGUGAGGGUAUUAAUCUGACUUGCUCUCACGACUCUACAAGAGACUGCACUGCCUACUUGAAGAUUAAAAAUCUUGUUGUGGAAAAUGUUUCAAUGCAAUUUGUUUAUUCCCCAGCAGCAAGAUGGGUUGGAGUGAAAUUUCUGAGUGAGGAUGCCUGGAUUUUAUUGAGACAGACUAGUGGCCGCUUGCUUGUCAGGGUGUUUGUUGAUUCUAGCAUGAGGACCUUUUUGCUUGAGCGCCGUCAGAACCGCGGAAGAUUACGCAAGAUAUUGGGAAAAAAGGGAGGAUAUGUGUGCUUAAUAUUUCUUGUUAUCGGACUAUUCAAAUGGGUUCAAAUACGGUUUUUUUCGCUUCACUCGGGAAGACAAAAUCUGCGCCAUCGUAGAAAUUUAUCUCUAAGGUCUGAGACACGGAAGAAAAACGAAUAA
Molecule: messenger RNA, 552 nt
Organism: Trypanosoma conorhini
Lineage: Eukaryota; Euglenozoa; Kinetoplastea; Trypanosomatida; Trypanosomatidae
Exons: 1
Coding region: 1-552 (183 amino acids)
Source: RefSeq, a predicted model, not a curated record